ACAGGCUUCUGUGGCAGGCCUUGGAACAGAGGGUGAGACCUUUGUUGUCUGCUUUGGUCAAGGGACUAGCUUUGUUUGCCAGGUCCCUGUCACUCGCUCGCUGCCCUCCUCCGCUGCCGCUGCGCUGGGCUCGGACCCCCCCGCCCCACGCCGGACCAUGGCCCCGCCGUGCCUGAGACCCCUGCUGAGGUUCAAGUCCUUCGUCGUCCUCUUCUGCACGCCGCUGCUGCUGCUGGCGCUGCCCCUGCUCGUCCCCACCAAGGAGGCCAAGUGUGGCUAUGUCAUCAUCCUUAUGUCUGUGUACUGGUGCACAGAGGUCAUCCCAUUGGCUAUCACAGCUCUCCUGCCUGCUAUAUUAUUUCCUAUGUUUGGAAUCCUGGAGUCUAAAAAGGUGUGUAUGCAGUACUUGAAGGACACCAACAUGCUGUUUGUCGGGGGGCUGGUUGUGGCGGUAGCCGUGGAACACUGGAAUUUGCACAAACGCAUUGCACUGAGGGUCCUGCUGAUCGUCGGAGUGAAGCCCCCACUCCUGAUGCUGGGCUUUAUGGGAGUCACAGCCUUCUUGUCCAUGUGGAUAAGCAACACAGCCACUACCGCCAUGAUGGUCCCUAUUGUCCAGGCUGUCUUGGAUCAGAUGAACAGCACAGAGCAGGACCUGACGAUUACGGACCAGCCUAAUAGGCAAGUGAAUUCAGCGAUCGAGCUGGAGGAGAAGAACUCAAUGAGCCUGACGUCGGUGCAGGUCAUAGGUAAUGGCAAUGUUCCUGAUCAACACAAAGCUCUUGGUGACAGGGAAGUGAAGAAAUGCAUCAGUAAGGGGAUGACGCUGUGUGUGUGCUAUGCUGCUAGUAUUGGAGGAACUGCAACACUCACUGGAACGGGGCCAAACCUGGUUUUGAAAGGCCAGAUGAAUCAACUGUUCCCUGAAAAUGGUGACAUCUUGAAUUUUGCUUCCUGGUUUGGAUUUGCGUUUCCUAAUAUGAUUCUGAUGUUGAUGUUAUCUUGGUUUUGGCUCCAGUUUUCAUUCAUGGGGUUCAAUUUUAGGAAAACGUGGGGCUGCGGGAUGGAGAGAACUGACAAAGAGAAAGCCACUCUCAAUGUGCUCAAGUCAGAGCUCCGGAAACUAGGCUCCAUCUCCUUUGCUGAAUUCAAUGUCCUGAUGCUCUUCAUUCUCCUGAUUCUCCUGUGGUUUAGCAGAGACCCAGGCUUCAUUCCUGGCUGGGCCACCUUCCUCUUCAAUAAAGAUGAAGAGUACGUUACUGAUGCCAGUGUAGCUCUCUUUGUUGCACUCCUGCUGUUUGUAGUUCCUGCCACUAAACCCAAAUUCAACUGCUGUAGUCGAAAUAGCUUUAGCCCUGAACAGAACACAGAAGCGAUGAAAGAGCCCUUUUUCCCAGCCCCGUUGCUGGACUGGAAGGUAGUUCAGAGGAAGAUGCCCUGGAACAUCGUGCUGCUGCUAGGAGGAGGAUUCGCCUUGGCCAAUGGAAGCGAUGCUUCUGGUCUGUCGAAAUGGCUGGGUGAUCAGAUGACCCCACUGCAUGCUGUCCCACCAUGGGCCAUUGCAGUGAUACUUUCACUUGUUAUUGCUGUCUUCACCGAAUGCACCAGUAAUGUAGCUACGGCCACCCUCUUUCUACCCGUCUUUGCGUCCUUGUCACAAUCAAUCGAGGUCAAUCCCUUGUACAUCAUGAUCCCUUGUACUCUCAGUGCCUCUUUUGCUUUCAUGCUACCUGUGGCAACACCUCCAAAUGCAAUAGUGUUUUCCUAUGGUCACCUCCAGGUUUUGGACAUGGCUAAAUCUGGAAUAGUGAUGAACAUUAUUGGAGUCCUCUGCAUCACUUUGGCCAUCAACACCUGGGGACGUCCCUUGUUCAGCUUGGACACGUUCCCAUCCUGGGCCAAUGCCACAGCUGGAAAGUGAGCGGUAAAGGAUUCAUCAGAAAACCCAAAGGAACCCUAGUACUGUUUCCUCCUGCCCCACAUCCUGUCUAGAGCCUUAUCAGCACCUCAUAUGCUGGGUUAGGAGGAAUGCAACAUUCUGAGGUCUAAAUUUCAGGUCAAAUGCAAAUCAACUCAUUCUAGCCGUGACUGAGCCAUAAGUGCUGCUUCCGCACCCAAGUCUGAGGAGCUGCGUCCGUUUCACGCCUGUGAUCUCGGUGUCUCUCCGAGCAAGAUGGGGAUGUCGCUCAAGGUUUUAUGUAACUUUAUUAAAUAGAAGAGAGGCUGCGCUGCAAAAAACGAAUCGAACCUCCGUGUAACUAGUGCGCGCUUGGAAAUCAUUAGCAUCGGACACUUCCUACAGGCUGAGGCCUGCUGCGGUUCCUUAAUGUCCUCCAGUGUCCACCCGUCAGCAAUUGCACUGAGCGUCCUGACUGUCACUUGCAGGCUAAUGCAGGAAUGGUUCAUUUAGACUGGGCUCAGCAGUGCGGUGAGAACUAUUCCUUCCAAGUCCAGAACCAGCCAUGUUCCCUGAGGCCUUGUCAUCACUCCCAAAUCCGCGCAGUGAAGAGUCGGGUUGACUAACACCAGGCUGACUGACCAUGACUUGGCCUCAGGAUGAGUCAUGGUCAGCUUCAUGGUGGUGCAAGUUGCACUCAGAAGAAUGUGUUGUUUCAACAGGGCAAGUACUUUAUUAGACAACGUGGAAGUGAUCAAGAUGGGCAGCAAGACUUCCAGGUGUAGUUAAACCUCCGAGAUUAACCCUUUAAGUGCCUACCAGCAGAGUGCUCGUUAACUCAUUAAUUCUGGGGUGAAGACAAGGCCUCAAAGACAGGCUUUUAAGUAGGAACACACUUCCCACUUGUAUCAAAGUAUAGCAAUAACCAGAGAGUGAAUUUAAAGCUAUUUGUGGACUGAGUCCUGAAAUCCUUAUGCAUGGAUCCCUGUAGGACUGGGUCCCGGGGCUCCAACAGCAGAUUUGUCUGAUGAAGGUCCUGUGUGUAAAGCGUUUUGUAGCACCUGGUUUAUAACUGGAAUAGCACUAUGAUUUCGCUCCGUCUUUCUGAAGCAGCUGGUGGCAGGCAGCUACAGAUGUAUCUGGCCAUACUUCUGUGCCACGGUCAUGGGGAAGGUUUUAAUUUAGUAUUUGGAGACUAAAUUACUGGAAGCCAUGGCCACAUGGUCUAGCGGAAUGGCUACAGGGCUGGCUACCAGGCACCUCCUGAGUUCUGUUCCCAGACUCACUAUGUGGCCUUGACCAAAUCACACCACUGCUCCGUGCCUCAGUUUCCCCAGCUGCAAAAUGAAGAUAAUGAUACUUACCUACCUCACAGGGGUGUUGUGAGGGUUAAGAACCCAACUCCUGCAGCCCUGGGAGAUCAGCCUGAAUAAGGGCUUCAGGAUUUGGUCCCUAAUGUAUGUAAGAUAUUAAAUGUUGUUGUUGUUUUGACUUUC
Mauremys reevesii (Reeves's turtle) is the source of this 3393-nucleotide messenger RNA. It is a transcript of the gene SLC13A5, whose product is annotated as solute carrier family 13 member 5. The record is from RefSeq and is a predicted model, not a curated record. Gene Ontology annotation, molecular function: citrate transmembrane transporter activity; sodium:dicarboxylate symporter activity; succinate transmembrane transporter activity. Lineage: Eukaryota; Metazoa; Chordata; Testudines; Geoemydidae. Gene Ontology annotation, cellular component: membrane. The transcript is spliced from 13 exons. Gene Ontology annotation, biological process: citrate transport; monoatomic anion transmembrane transport. Bases 158 to 1921 code for a protein of 587 amino acids.